Ilex paraguariensis (yerba mate) is the source of this 432-nucleotide messenger RNA. NCBI's taxonomy places the organism in Eukaryota, Viridiplantae, Streptophyta, Magnoliopsida, Aquifoliales, Aquifoliaceae. The record is from the annotation of a GenBank genome assembly.
AUGGAAGAGGAGGUUUAUGAUGCCGCUAGAAGGGCAGCAAUUCACAACACCGUUAUGAACUUCCCAGACAAAUAUUCUACGGCGGUAGGGGAACGAGGGCUUAAGCUAAGUGGUGGUGAGAAGCAGCAGGUGGCACUAGCUCGUGCAUUCUUAAAAGCACUGUCCAUUUUUGUAAGUGCCAUCUUCUUUACUCCUGAUUGACAUAGUGACAAGGUUUAAUUUGUUAAAAAUGUCUCCUAUUUGAGUGCCCUCGAUUAAGAUAAACUGUUUGUGUGACACUGCAUGUUCUGUGCAAGGUAAUUUUCUUAGUAUUAUUACCUGUGCAUGUAAUGGAGGAACUGAUGAACCUGUAAUCAACUGAGUAAAUAAUUCAGGAUCCUGAUCCUCUACUCUCUUUGUUGUAAGUAAACCCUUCGUCAAUUGAAAUCUGGC